Lipotes vexillifer (Yangtze River dolphin) is the source of this 1622-nucleotide messenger RNA. RefSeq names its product thyroid hormone receptor beta (gene THRB). Gene Ontology annotation, biological process: negative regulation of transcription by RNA polymerase II; thyroid hormone receptor signaling pathway; positive regulation of transcription by RNA polymerase II. The coding region runs from base 118 to 1503 and encodes 461 amino acids. The transcript has 9 exons. The record is from RefSeq and is a predicted model, not a curated record. NCBI's taxonomy places the organism in Eukaryota, Metazoa, Chordata, Mammalia, Artiodactyla, Lipotidae. Gene Ontology annotation, cellular component: RNA polymerase II transcription regulator complex. Gene Ontology annotation, molecular function: zinc ion binding; nuclear receptor activity; RNA polymerase II cis-regulatory region sequence-specific DNA binding.
CAGAUCUGCAUUUUCCCUCCCAUUGGCCGUCCUGCGUGGGUACCAAGUUCCACACGGGAUUUCAUGGAUUGUCAGGAGAUGUCAGUGAAAAAAAGGGUCCAGAAUGAUUACUAACCCAUGACUCCCAACAGUAUGACAGAAAAUGGCCUUCCAGCCUGGGACAAGCCGAAGCCUUGUCCCCACGGCAAGCAGGAGUGGAAGCUUGUGGGAAUGUCUGAAGCCUGCCUGCACAGGAAGAGCCCCCCAGAGAGGCACAGCGCAUUGAAGAAUGAACAGUCGCCCCGGCAUCUCAUCCAGGCCACCUGGACCAGCUCCAUAUUCCAUCUGGACCACGACGAUGUGAACGAUCAGAGCGUCCCUAACGCCCAGACCUUCCAAACAGAAGAGAAGAAAUGUAAAGGCUACAUCCCCAGUUACUUAGACAAGGACGAGCUAUGUGUCGUGUGUGGUGACAAAGCCACCGGCUACCACUACCGCUGCAUCACGUGUGAAGGCUGCAAGGGUUUCUUUAGAAGAACCAUUCAGAAAAAUCUCCAUCCAUCCUAUUCCUGUAAAUAUGAAGGAAAAUGUGUCAUAGACAAAGUUACAAGAAAUCAGUGCCAGGAAUGUCGCUUUAAAAAAUGCAUCUACGUUGGCAUGGCAACAGAUUUGGUCCUGGACGACAGCAAGCGUCUGGCCAAGAGGAAGCUGAUCGAGGAGAACCGGGAAAAGAGGCGGCGGGAGGAGCUGCAGAGAUCCAUCGGUCACAAGCCCGAGCCCACCGACCAGGAGUGGGAGCUCAUCAAGACCGUCACCGAGGCCCACGUGGCCACCAACGCCCAAGGCAGCCACUGGAAGCAGAAGCGGAAGUUCCUGCCAGAAGACAUUGGACAAGCGCCAAUAGUAAACGCCCCAGAAGGUGGAAAGGUCGACUUGGAAGCCUUCAGCCAUUUUACAAAAAUCAUCACACCAGCAAUUACCAGAGUGGUGGAUUUUGCCAAAAAGUUGCCUAUGUUUUGUGAGCUGCCAUGCGAAGACCAGAUAAUCCUCCUCAAAGGCUGCUGCAUGGAGAUCAUGUCCCUUCGCGCUGCUGUGCGCUACGAUCCAGAAAGUGAGACUUUAACCUUGAACGGGGAGAUGGCGGUGACUCGGGGCCAGCUCAAAAACGGGGGUCUCGGGGUGGUGUCAGACGCCAUCUUCGACCUGGGCAUGUCGCUGUCUUCUUUCAACCUGGAUGACACUGAAGUUGCGCUCCUUCAGGCCGUCCUGCUGAUGUCUUCAGACCGCCCAGGGCUUGCCUGUGUUGAGAGAAUAGAAAAAUACCAAGAUAGUUUCCUGCUGGCCUUUGAACACUAUAUCAAUUACCGGAAACACCACGUGACUCACUUUUGGCCAAAACUCCUGAUGAAGGUGACAGAUCUGCGGAUGAUUGGAGCCUGCCAUGCCAGCCGCUUCCUGCACAUGAAGGUGGAAUGCCCCACGGAACGCUUUCCCCCACUGUUCUUGGAAGUGUUUGAGGAUUAGACUGACUCAUUCUCAUAAUUCCAACAGCACUGCUGGGUGUCAUUUCAUUCCAUUGCCUAGCUCUUUUUUGUUUGUUCCUUUAUUUCUCUGUGUUGGGAGGGAUUGUUUGGGGGAAAGGG